UAUAUAUAGUGCAGUAACACUGGCAGUACAAGGUAAUUGUGUCAGUGUUUGGAUAUAAAAAUAAUCGUAACAUGUGAAUGCUGGAUAAAAUGCCAUCUUUACAAAAAUGUCAUCAAGUAUGCCUCAUUUCAAGGACCAGUGAAUGAUGACAGCUUUGUUGGCUUGAUAUCUACACGUUAAAAGCAUGAGUACCGGUAAGUAUAAUCCUUAAAAUAUUUCUUAACUAUGUUAACUGACUGCAGUUUGUGGCUGAUACCUGUAUGAACUUUACAGUUUAUUGACUGUUCUUAUAAAUAUUUGUCUUCAUUGUAUAGAAUGUUUUCAUCGGGAUUUGUCUGCCAUUCCUUAUUUUUCCUUUCUUUGAGAAAUACAAGAUGCAAAAAUACUCCAUUUGUUACAAUAACGCAAAAAAGUCAUCAAGUGUCAUCAAGUAUGCCUCAUUUCAAGGACCAGUGAAUGAUGACAGCUUUGUUGGCUUGAUAUCUACACGUUAAAAGCAUGAGUACCGUAGUGGUCGAUCCACCAAGCCAAGCUGAGGAUGGCUCCCACCGUCGUCGAUGGUGUCGACCAUCAAGAGGAUUCAAGCGAUGGUUGAUCUUAGCAGGUCUGUUCAUGGUGACCUUCCUAGAAGUAGGAUCAGUCAGGACACUUUCCCUCUUCCUUGAUGACUUCACAUUUCAGUUUGAUGUCAGUACUUCUUACAUGGGGGCAAUAUACGGACUCAUCACGGGCCUACCAUAUUUUCUGGGAUUAAUCAACAUACUUCUGCUACGCCAUUUCUCCGUUCGGCAACUCAUGAUAGUUGGUGGUAUACUGUCAUCAGCGGGACUGAUCGCUGCCUCAUUUACCACAACAGCAUCGCAGAUCACUGCAUCUUUAAUUGCAUUUGGUUUAGGUUACAUGUUCAUCAUUCUGCCGUCUCACUCCUGUGUCCCUGACUAUUUUCCUGAUCAUUUCGAGAUUGCAACGGGUAUCUUUUCAUCAGGUUCAAGCGUCGGUGUCAUGUUAAUGCCGUUGAUUUUUGAUGCCGUAACCUAUUCAUACGGAUGGAGGGGCGGUCUCCUAAUUCUUGGUGCGUUUACCACUCAUUUUAUUCUCAUCGGCUCGUUACUACAAACAACCGACCGAAAACACCCGAGACAAGACGAUCUCACUCAUCGCGAUGCCGAAGACUUUGCUCAUAGAAAUGUCAACUUUGAAAUGGAUUCCGUUGGUGAGAAAACUACUGAGAGCGAAGCCUCGAUGCAUGGCUGGUCGGAUGAUAGGGUCCGCAGUUCAAACUCUACUCCACAAAUAAAAACAGGACUUCCUUCGAAGUCAACCGAUGAUAAAAUCAAAAUAGAUCAUGGGGAGCUUGGUAAUUGUGAUAGCCACCAGCCACCGACACUUGCCAAUGAUAUUUCUACAGUAAGAACAAAGACAAAGUCGAAAUCCCCUUUGGAAGAUGAGAAUAAAAAAGCUUCUACGCCUAGUCUGAACGUGGACGAGGUCGUUAAUGACCGUGAAAAUAACAAGAAAUGUUCUUUUCACACUCUCUCGUCCCCCGUAAGGUUCUUCAAAAAGCAUCCCCUCAUGAUCACAGUUUGUGUUCAAGUCUACAUUUUUGCUCUUACCUACGGUACCUGGCUUCUGUUCACCAUCCCCAACGGUCAAGCCAAAGGCCUAACUGACCUGAGGGCUGUCCAACUCUCAAUCGCAGGUGGAGUUGCCAACUUUUUCGGUCGAUUCUCUUGUGGCUUCAUCACCUCAAGAAACGUCGCACGAAUCGAAGUUUGGUACAUGUUUGCGAAUAUCGUUUCAGCAAUUGCAUUCUUCGUGAACUAUGUGGCUGAUUCCUUUUGGUUCCUGCUGAUUCUCUCUCUAGUGUUUGGAUUUUCGAUCGGUUUCAAAAUUCCUGCACAAUUUACUCUUGUGAUGAAUGCUGUAGGAGAGAAACGCUUCAAAACAGGGCUUGGGAUACUCUAUGUGUGCAGUGGCUCGUCCUUCCCAUUCCUUGGUUUCGUUGUAGGAUCCAUCUUUGACCGCUUUCAGUCGUAUAAUAUCGCAUUUUGCAUCAUGGGGGCACUGGAUGUGUUUGCUGCGAUUCUUAUCAUCUUCCCUGUUGUCUGGCCAAGAUUUUACAAAAGAACAACUGACUGAUAUGCAUGGAAUGCACAUCGUCCGGAUCUUCUCAACAAGGCUUUCUGAACUGAGAUGCGCACAUAAGUCCAAUCCGAUGUGAUACACCAUACUUUACUUUUAAACACUAAAAACCCGAAAUCAUAUAAACUUUGAACUGCGAUAUUGAUGGAUGGGGAGAUAACAUUUUUUUGAGAAUCAGAUGCAUUCUAGUAGAAUGGGUUAGGAUUAUAUUCACUGAAUAUAACCUACCUAAUGUCCAUAGUAGGUCAUA
Molecule: messenger RNA, 2392 nt
Organism: Lytechinus variegatus (green sea urchin)
Lineage: Eukaryota; Metazoa; Echinodermata; Echinoidea; Temnopleuroida; Toxopneustidae
Product: monocarboxylate transporter 9-like
Exons: 5
Coding region: 499-2139 (546 amino acids)
Biological process (GO): transmembrane transport
Molecular function (GO): monocarboxylic acid transmembrane transporter activity
Source: RefSeq, a predicted model, not a curated record